Messenger RNA from Lepisosteus oculatus (spotted gar), 2253 nucleotides. RefSeq names its product legumain (gene lgmn). Lineage: Eukaryota; Metazoa; Chordata; Actinopteri; Semionotiformes; Lepisosteidae. Gene Ontology annotation, biological process: vacuolar protein processing. Gene Ontology annotation, molecular function: cysteine-type endopeptidase activity. The record is from RefSeq and is a predicted model, not a curated record.
CAUUAAGUCCGCCCCAUAUUGCCUCUGAAUCAGGCUGCUCUGAUAUAUAACAAAGAUCUCUUCAAGCCGUUAUCAGUUUUCUGCUGAUCUGACAGCGACUCUGUAAAGGAGGGGCAGGACUAAGGCAGCGUCAGGAUGUUUCUGAAGACUGUAGCGCUGGUGGGCCUUUUCCUGGUCCUGGGUGCGAGGGCUCUUCCACUGCAAGAGGCAGAGAACGGUGGGAAGAACUGGGUGGUGAUCGUCGCAGGCUCCAAUGGCUGGUACAACUACAGACACCAGGCUGAUGCGUGUCAUGCCUACCAGAUCGUCCAUAAAAAUGGCAUUCCUGAUGAGCAGAUCAUUCUCAUGAUGUACGAUGACCUGGCUCAGAAUGAAGAGAAUCCUACUCCAGGAAUUGUGAUCAACCGGCCGAACGGCACAGAUGUGUAUAAGGGAGUGGUUAAGGACUACAUCGGGGAGGAUGUGACACCUGCCAACUUUCUGGCUGUGCUGAAAGGGGACGCGCAGGCGCUGAGGGGCGUGGGGUCGGGAAAAGUGCUGAAGAGUGGUCCCAACGAUCAUGUGUUUGUUUAUUUCACGGAUCACGGUGCCCCUGGGCUCCUGGCAUUUCCAAACGAUGAUCUCCAUGUGAAAGACCUUAAAGAUGCUAUCAAUUACAUGCAUAAAAACAAAAAAUACAAAAAGAUGGUGUUUUACAUUGAAGCCUGUGAGUCAGGGUCCAUGAUGAACCACCUGCCUGCUGAUAUUGAUGUGUACGCCACUACGGCUGCGAACCCCCACGAGUCCUCCUAUGCCUGCUACUACGACGAGAAACGAGACACUUACCUGGGAGACUGGUACAGCGUCAACUGGAUGGAGGACUCCGAUGUCGAAGACCUGAAGAAAGAAACACUCCUGAAACAGUUCAAGAUCGUGAAGAGCCACACCAACACCAGUCACGUGAUGCAGUACGGAAACAAGACACUAGCCCAGAUGAAGGUGAUACAGUUCCAGGGGAACCCCACAGCCAAUGCCCAGCCUAACGCCCCAGUCACCCUCCCACCCAUUGCGGACCCCGACCUGAUUCCCAGCCCAGACGUGCCCCUCGCCAUCCUCAAGAGGAAGCUCAUGGCCACCAACGAUAUCGCCAAGGCAAAGGCCUAUCUGGAAGAGAUCAACACCCAUCUGAAGGUCAGGGAGCUGCUGCGGGAGGCGAUGAAGAGAGUGGUGCAGACCAUCACCAACUCCAGAGACCGAACCGAGCAGAUACUGAGCGACAGGCAGGACCUCACUCAGCACCAGUGCUACAAGACGGCAGCAGAGCACUUCAAGCACAACUGCUUCAACUGGCACACACCGAAGUAUGAGUACGCCCUCAGACAUCUCUAUGUUCUUGUGAACCUGUGUGAAGAAGGAUUUGCAGUGGACAGGAUUCAGAUGGCCAUGGAUGAGGUGUGCUUCUUCAGAUUGUAGUUCAAGUCUGAACAGUGAAGACCUGCAGGGAAGAUCACACUGAGGAACUGUCCCAAGAAAUUAGCUGUUUUGUUUUAAUCAUAACAACAUAUAUGUUAGAUAUAUUUCAUCUUUUUUUAAUUCAAAUGAUAAAUUUGCACUACUUCACAAGAAAACAAAAAAAAUGUUUCUUUACAGUACCAAACAUGUUAUAUCUUGUUGAUUUAAACCAAAAUAAUUUCAUUGUUGUAAGUGGAUCAUACAUAACCUGAAAAGGGAGAGGAAAUGCUUCCCAGGGGGAUUAAAAAUAAUGGAGUCUACAGCAAGUGCAGUUUUGUGCUGCAGAAUAUCCAUUUGGGAAUGUGUCCUCCAGGGAUACAAAGUGUGUGCUCUGGGACUGAGUGUGGAUGACUCUUGUCAGAGAUUAUUUGACACUAUUACAGUAAUGUGACAUAGAGUAAACUUAUUAAAGAAAAAUGCACUGAUUUUCUUAUAUCUAGGACAAGUGUCUUUUGCUGUUAACUAGAACUACAUGAAAACAAAUAGCCCUACUGGCUUUAGAAUCCCUAAAGUUUACAGCAGUUGAUACUAGGUUCAGGCCAGCACUGUUUCACAAAUCCUUACAGCCUGCAUAUGAACUGACAGUAGAGUUGGUGGGAAUGCAUGUCAAGAAUUACGUUUUAAAGUGCAAUUACACAGAUCUUCUGAUGUUUAAAGGCAUUGUUUCAAAAGACAAAAUGGAACACAUUCUGUGAAAGAUCAGCCGGUUGUUGAUAAUCAAUAAAGAAAAAGUGAAACCAAUAAAAAAAGGAUGCUUUUUGU